This is a messenger RNA of Odobenus rosmarus divergens (Pacific walrus), 1092 nucleotides long. RefSeq lists its product as uncharacterized. The record is from RefSeq and is a predicted model, not a curated record. NCBI's taxonomy places the organism in Eukaryota, Metazoa, Chordata, Mammalia, Carnivora, Odobenidae. The annotation marks the transcript as partial. The transcript has 5 exons.
AUGGACCCGAAGUCAAGCCCCUUGGAAGAGGCGGGUGAGAGUGAGGGAUUGUCUGGGCCGUGUUUAAGAAGAGAGACCCGGAGCCCCUUCAGGAAGCCGGUCCAAACGGGGUCUGACUGCUGUCCGUCUAAAGGUGCUGCUGAGAGAGAUCUUCAGGGGUUCCCAGCUGGAGGAAACUGCACAUCCUUGCCAUUAUGGGGCUCCACAGACUCGCUGGGGUACCCUUCAAUGAAACAGCUGGGAGCACUGAUUGCUGUGCAAGUCAGCAUCCCCAGUGUGCAAUCCGUUCAAACGUGGAAAUCUGCCACCAUGAAACGAUUUUCAGGGGUGUGCCCCCUCCUUUCAGAAGGUCACUUUGUUGAGGAGGUCGGAACUCCACUGGCUUUUAGGGCCCUGGACACACAAAACUGGUUGAUCACUGCAUACUGCACAGACACGUCCCACACAGGGAUGUACCCAGGGAUCUGUACAGUGAGAAGUUCAGGAGAAGCCUGGUUUCAGGAGCGGGCUGUUGGGGGUACAUGGAAUCUAUCCAUUUCCAAGCGUGUAGUAACUCAAAUGUACCUCUUUCCUUUGAAGGCUGAGCUGGAGGAGAGUGGACUUCCUUGCCCGGUGCAGCGGAUUAAAUGGGUCCCCCUGACACUUGGUGUUUGCCCUUGGUGCAGGGUCCUGAAACACUCUGUGGACGCCACCUAUGAGGAGCAGGGCCCAAGCCCUGGGUACCGCAUGGAGCUGUCCAUCUUCUACGUGGUCUACUUCGUGGUCUUCCCCUUCUUCUUCGUCAAUAUCUUUGUGGCCUUGAUCAUCAUCACCUUCCAGGAGCAGGGGGACAAGGUGAUGUCUGAAUGCAGCCUGGAGAAGAACGAGAUAUUGAACCUCUUUGUGGCGGUGAUCAUGGACAAUUUUGAGUACCUUACACGGGACUCUUCCAACCUAGGGCCUCACCACCUGGACGAGUUCAUCCAGGUCUGGGCUGAGUACGACCUGGCCGUGCGUUGCAGGGUUCAUUGUCAGGAUAUGUACAGUUUGUUGCGUUGUAUUGCGCCACCCAUCGGCUUAGGGAAGAACUGCCCUCGUAGGUUGCCCUACAAG